GAAUAUCGAAAGACAGUGCAAUUAUCGCGUAUCGUUCGAAGAAAGUAAAUAGGAAAUAAAAAAUAUUGAUUAGUUUGUUUUAUUUGUUUGCACGAUUAAAAGCUCCUCGAGUGUGUGUGCACUGCGAUAAGAUACGACCGUUUCGAAAUCAGAUCCGAUGAUUAACGUAAUCCGUGCGUGCCAACGCUGCACUUGCGUGCAUUCGUAUGGUGCACGAAUUCACCGUCAGGGGACGGUAGCGGCGAUUUUAACAGGCGCUUUAAAUUUCACGCGACGCGUCUUUGUAAACACGCGUCCUUUUCUGUCGGCGGAGACAGCUACUCGGAACGUUUCUUUAAACCUAUUUUCGACUGUUUGCUGUCCCGUUUCCUGUCGGUUGCCUCUCUCAUUCGCGAGUGGUCGUGCGUCCUUAAAGGAACACACCACUUUUAGAGUGUCAUACGGAACUGGUAUUUCACUUGGAGAAAAUGAAAUGUUCGGUUGUCAGUUAGGCUUAAUUCUAUUGUAAUGGGCUUUCUACGAAGCUCGGUGCGUACAUCGUCCGAUGCAUAAUCGUGUUAGAUUGUUCUGCGAACAAUAUUGUCCGGAAUCGUUUUUGUUCGUGUUCGAAAAUGUAAUUCUUGUUUUCGCGCGGUGCAUAAAUGUCAUUUUCACAUUUUCUAAAAUGUACUUAUUGGGGAUGAAUGGACAAGUGCAGCCCUCCAGGGAGAGGUUAGGGGGUUUUAGUAACAGUACAAUAGGAUUGUUAUCUGGAAUGAUUGCUACAGACCGUGUCCCAAACAUACAACUAGCAGCCACAAACAAUGAGUUACCCGUGGACGAUUUCAGUGUUGCAACAGAGGUUGACAGCAAAGUGAAAACAAAAUUAUUGUCUAUGUGGAAUAACGUCAAAUAUGGCUGGAUCAUUAAGAUGGCAAAACCAAACUUCUCAAAAGAAUCUCCAGUAUGCUUGCUUGGCAAAAUUUAUCGUAAGAAGCCAGAAGAAUUUUUAGAAAAGGCUUCAGAAGCAGAGAAAGCAAUAGACACGGGAAGCGAGAUAUCUCUGGCUAUGGAUGCUAUCAGUUUUGAAGAUGGUAUAGAGGAAUUUAAGAAAGACUUUACGUCCCGUCUAUGGUUGACAUACAGGAGAGAGUUUCCUAUUUUAAAUGGAUCUACAUUCAGCACAGACUGCGGUUGGGGUUGUAUGCUACGCAGCGGCCAGAUGAUGUUGGCACAAGCGCUGGUCUGCCAUUUUCUCGGGCGAGAAUGGCAGUGGCAUCCAGAUCAACUGAUACAAACAGAACAACAAAAAUUAGACGAAUUUAAUCACAGACAAAUUAUAAAAUCGUUUGGAGACUUACCUGAACGCAUAUCACCGUUUUCCAUACAUGCGCUCGUAUCCCUGGGUGCACUGUCGGGAAAACGUGCAGGAGAUUGGUAUGGACCCUCCUCUGUUGCUCAUCUCUUAUGCCAAGCAGUAGAACAUGCAGCAGAACAUCAUUCAGUAUUCAGUAACUUAGCUGUUUAUGUUGCUCAAGAUUGUGCAGUUUAUCUGCAAGAUGUAGAAAAUGUGUGUCAGAUGCCUGAUGGCAAAUGGAAAUCUCUAAUACUUUUUGUACCUUUAAGACUUGGUGCUGACAAGUUAAAUCCAGUCUAUACGUCUUGUUUAACACACUUAUUAACGUUAGAUACCUGUAUUGGAGUUAUUGGCGGUCGACCUAGGCAUUCGCUUUAUUUCAUUGGUUUCCAGGAAGAUAAAUUAAUCAAUCUAGAUCCGCACUAUUGCCAGGAAACGGUCGACGUAUCAAAAGACAAUUUUCCCUUGACGAGUUUUCAUUGUACCUCGCCAAGGAAAAUGUUGAUAUCGAAAAUGGAUCCUAGUUGUUGCGUAGGAUUUUAUUUUCAUAACAAAAUACAUUUCACAAAUUUUAUGGAGAUUGCUCCCUCCUAUUUGGUGCCAGAAGAUGAAAAAGUCGACUAUCCGAUGUUUUUAUUCUGCGAAGGCAGCAGAAAUGAUCUCCAUCAAAAAUUCGACAUUGCAGAAAACAUAAUUCCUACUACUACCUCUUUUACAGGUAACGAGACAUACGAUGAUGAUCUUGACGAGUGCGAAGAAUUUGAACUGCUUCAGUGAAAUGUUUGUCAC
Molecule: messenger RNA, 2125 nt
Organism: Colletes gigas
Lineage: Eukaryota; Metazoa; Arthropoda; Insecta; Hymenoptera; Colletidae
Gene: Atg4b
Product: cysteine protease ATG4D
Exons: 6
Coding region: 545-2113 (522 amino acids)
Molecular function (GO): protein-phosphatidylethanolamide deconjugating activity
Source: RefSeq, a predicted model, not a curated record